GCCUCUCCCCCUACAAAAAGGUCUGGGUUUUGUAGAUCCAAAGGCAGAGAGAGGUUGGGGGUCGUCAUGGGGUGGCCCGGGGAGCUGCCCCUGUGCAUCUGCACGGUGCCCCCUCCCUAGGCCACCCCCCAGGAUGCCCCUGUCCUGCUGGCUGAGGUCUGUGGGGGUCUUCUUGCUGCCAGUCCCUUACUGGGCAUUCCGGGAGAGGUGUCUCGGACUCCUCCGGCGGCCCUCCCUAGGGCACGGGUGCUCAGUGCCGGGAGCCUGGCACAGUGUCCGCUGCUGGUGCCAGGCGUGGACAAAGGAGCCUCGAUCACUUCCCUCUUCCAGAAUGAAUGGAGGCAAGAAUUCAGAUGCAGUUAGCCAAGAGAAGCAGGAAUUCCUCCAGUACUUCCCUGAGAUUGUUAAGUUGCUGACAGAAGAUGACCUGGACCACCCUGAGAUAGGAGAUGUGAUCACCCGUCUCAAGGAGAUCCUGGAGUACAACACACUUGGGGGCAAAUACAAUCGGGGCAUGACAGUGGUGGCCGCCUACCGGGAGCUGGUCGGGCCCAAGAAGCAGGAUGCCAAGGAAAUCCAGCGUGCCCUCACUGUGGGCUGGUGUGUGGAACUGCUCCAAACUUUCUACCUGAUGGUAGAUGACAUCAUGGAUUCAUCCAUAACUCGCCGGGGGAAGCUUUGUUGGUAUAAGAAGCCGGGCAUAGGUCUGGAUGCUGUGAAUGAUUCUCUGAUGGUGGAGGCCUGUAUCUAUCGUCUGUUGAAGCGCUGCUGCCGGGAUCAGCCCUAUUACCUGAACCUCAUUGAACUCUUCCUAGAGAUAACCUAUCUGAGUGAAAUUGGGCAGUCUCUAGAUGUCAUGACAGCCCCACAAGACAGCGUGGAUCUUGGCAGAUUCACUGAAAAGAGGCACAAAGACAUUGUCGUAUACAAGACCGCCUUCUACUCCUUCUACCUUCCUGUGGCUGCUGCCAUGUACAUGGCAGGCAUUGACGAUGAGAAGACUCAUGCUAAUGCCAAGAGAAUCCUCCUAGAGAUGGGAGUGUUCUUUCAAAUCCAGGAUGAUUAUCUGGACUUCUUUGGGGACCCCAGUGUGACGGGCAAGAUUGGCACCGACAUUGAGGACAACAAGUGCAGCUGGCUGGUGGUCCAGUGUAUGCAGCGGGCCUCGCCAGAGCAGCGUCAGAUCCUACAGGAAAACUAUGGGCAGAAGGAUCCCAAGAAGGUGGCUAAAGUGAAGGCGCUCUAUGAGGAAAUGGAUCUGCAAGGAGUGUUCACACGGUAUGAAGAAGACAGCUACAAUCGCCUUGUGAGCCUCGUGGAGAAGGAUGCGAAGCCCCUGCCACCGAGCAUCUUCCUGGGGCUGGCACAGAAGAUCUAUAAGCGCAGAAAAUGACCUAGGGUGCAUGGCGGGGAAGCCCUCAAUAAAUAAAUUAUUGUGUAAA
Suncus etruscus (white-toothed pygmy shrew) is the source of this 1442-nucleotide messenger RNA. RefSeq names its product farnesyl diphosphate synthase (gene FDPS). The transcript has 10 exons. The record is from RefSeq and is a predicted model, not a curated record. Gene Ontology annotation, biological process: trans, trans-farnesyl diphosphate biosynthetic process. Gene Ontology annotation, molecular function: dimethylallyltranstransferase activity; (2E,6E)-farnesyl diphosphate synthase activity. Gene Ontology annotation, cellular component: cytoplasm. Lineage: Eukaryota; Metazoa; Chordata; Mammalia; Eulipotyphla; Soricidae. Bases 134 to 1393 code for a protein of 419 amino acids.